Molecule: messenger RNA, 631 nt
Organism: Danio aesculapii
Lineage: Eukaryota; Metazoa; Chordata; Actinopteri; Cypriniformes; Danionidae
Gene: pnx
Product: posterior neuron-specific homeobox
Exons: 2
Coding region: 83-631 (182 amino acids)
Biological process (GO): cell differentiation; regulation of transcription by RNA polymerase II
Cellular component (GO): nucleus
Molecular function (GO): DNA-binding transcription factor activity, RNA polymerase II-specific; RNA polymerase II cis-regulatory region sequence-specific DNA binding
Source: RefSeq, a predicted model, not a curated record
GUGAUGGAUGCUGGCACAUAUAACAGCACUCUGAGAGUUAUACGGUCUUAUUUACUUACUGCUCUCAGAACUCACCGUAAGGAUGCACGAAGAAACGAGCAGUUCUGCACUGCAGGGGAAAACUUCCUUCUCUAUCGCAGACAUUUUGGAUCCCGCCAAAUUCAACGGGACUAGAGAAACGCGGGAAAUCUCCAAUAACAAAGAAUCACUGAAGAUGACUUCUCCAACUCCAGACCCAUCGGGUUCAAACAUCGCUAAUGCUUCUGUUCCAAAAGCAAAGUCGAAGCGCAUCCGCACUGCAUUCACACUGGAUCAGCUGCGCAUACUGGAGCGAAGCUUUCAGAGCAGCCGCUAUCUGUCAGUGUUCGAGCGCCACUGCAUCGCUGCAGCCCUUGGCCUCUCAGAAACGCAGGUCAAGAUUUGGUUUCAGAACCGACGCACCAAAUGGAAGAAGGAGCUGGACGGUCAUGGAGGAGAUGAGCAGAGCCACUGCGCACCCGCAGCACUCACACAACACUCCUUCAUGUACGCUCUGCCUGGACAUCACGCUAAUCAUCAUGUGCAUUAUUACCCACAACAAACACAUUACCUGAAUACAUCUUUCCAUCCUCAGACGCUUAUGAUGUUCUGA